Molecule: messenger RNA, 1923 nt
Organism: Rhodamnia argentea
Lineage: Eukaryota; Viridiplantae; Streptophyta; Magnoliopsida; Myrtales; Myrtaceae
Product: adenylosuccinate synthetase 2, chloroplastic-like
Exons: 4
Coding region: 111-1589 (492 amino acids)
Biological process (GO): IMP metabolic process; 'de novo' AMP biosynthetic process
Cellular component (GO): cytoplasm
Molecular function (GO): adenylosuccinate synthase activity; GTP binding
Source: RefSeq, a predicted model, not a curated record
CAUUUUCGUUCUUACCCAAAACCCUCGCCCGUGUCGCGGUCGCAGAGCACUUCGCGGCGGCUCGUUCUCAGUUGUCGCAGUUCUGCCCACCACCGACCGACCGACCGACCAUGAACCUCUCCAGCAGCUCCAUCUCCACGCCUUCCCACAGGGCCCUCCGCCCCCACAACCAGCUCCUCCUCUUCGGUUGCCGCCGCCGCCGCAACGCCGCCUUCGUCGUCUGCUCGGUCAGGCCGCCCUCCGCCUCCUCGUCGGCCACCCUCGCCCCCGGGCCGGUGACGAUCGAGGCACCCGGCCGGAUCGGGGGGCUGAGCCAGGUCUCCGGGGUGUUGGGAUGCCAGUGGGGCGACGAAGGCAAAGGGAAGCUCGUCGACAUCUUGGCUCAGCAUUUCGACGUCGUUGCUCGUUGCCAGGGUGGGGCUAACGCUGGGCAUACAAUCUAUAAUGCAGAGGGAAAGAAGUUCGCUCUUCACCUCGUUCCAUCAGGUAUUCUUAAUGAGGACACUCUAUGUGUUAUUGGGAAUGGUGUUGUAGUUCAUCUGCCCAGUUUGUUCAAAGAAAUUGAUGGAUUAGAGGCCAAUGGAGUCUCUUGCAAGGGAAGGAUUUUGGUGUCUGAUCGCGCUCAUCUGUUAUUUGAUUUCCAUCAAGAGGUGGAUGGUCUUAGGGAAGCUGAGCUUGCUAAUUCUUUUAUUGGAACAACCAAAAGAGGAAUUGGACCCUGUUACUCCAACAAAGUUAUUCGAAAUGGAAUGAGAGUGGGUGAUUUGAGGCACAUGGACACUUUUCCUGAAAAGCUUGAUCUUUUAUUAUCAGAUGCAGCCUCAAGAUUCCCAGGUUUUAAAUAUGGCCCUGGUAUGCUUGAGGUAGAAGUGGAAAGAUACAAGAGAUUUGCCGAAAGGUUGGAGCCUUUUAUAGAUGAUACUGUGCAUGUCUUGAACGAGUCAAUAUUACAGGAGAAAAAGAUAUUAGUUGAAGGUGGUCAAGCUACCAUGCUGGAUAUUGACUUUGGAACUUAUCCAUUUGCAACAUCGUCUAGCCCAUCGGCUGGUGGAAUCUGCACUGGCCUUGGCAUUGCACCAAGAGUCCUGGGUGAUCUUAUUGGUGUUGUUAAAGCCUACACUUCAAGGGUCGGUUCAGGUCCUUUCCCAACAGAACUAUUGGGGAGUGGGGGUGAUACACUUAGAUCUGCUGGGCAUGAGUUCGGAACAACUACUGGCCGUCCUCGUCGUUGCGGAUGGCUUGAUAUAGUAGCUUUGAAAUACUGCUGCCAAAUCAACGGCUUUUCUUCUUUAAAUCUUACCAAGCUUGAUGUUCUAUCUUAUCUUCCUGAAAUCCAUUUGGGGGUGGCUUAUACAUUGACUGAUGGCACACCAAUCAAAUCGUUUCCAGCAGAUCUGGAUCUUCUCGAACAAUUGAAGGUGGAAUAUGAGGUUUUACCUGGUUGGAAGUGUGACAUUUCUUCUAUCAGAAACUACUCUGACCUUCCAAAGGCUGCACGGCAGUACGUGGAAAGGGUUGAAGAGCUUGUUGGUGUACCUAUACAUUAUAUCGGUGUCGGACCUGGACGGGAUGCCCUCAUUUUCAAGUGAUAGAGAUAAUUUUCCUUCCUAACAUGCCGGGUUAGUCUAUAAUUUGGGACAGGAAUCCUUCUUUCUUUUUGUGGCUUAGAAAAACCAUUUCGACCAUUUAUCCGAGCUUGAUGGAGGAAUCAUUUGUACUCAGUUGUUGUUUCUGUCAUGGUUGUAGUGGUCUUAGUUACUGAAAUCCAGCUGUUCCAUAUGUAAGACAUAGGGACAUAGAGAGAUCUCUUCUCUUGGUCAUAGUAGUCUUGCAAUUCCUGGACCAAUGAUGUUAAACAUGUAUUUUUGUUGGUUUUUUGUUCCCCCAUUGUGCUGACAACAUGCUAUCGAAAAGGUCUUAGGA